Molecule: messenger RNA, 1311 nt
Organism: Trypanosoma brucei brucei TREU927
Lineage: Eukaryota; Euglenozoa; Kinetoplastea; Trypanosomatida; Trypanosomatidae
Exons: 1
Coding region: 1-1311 (436 amino acids)
Source: RefSeq, a predicted model, not a curated record
AUGGAUGUGUGGGAUGCCUCUCUUCCCGGUGCUGGAGCGCGAAGGGCCACGACUAUUUUGCAAGUCUAUAUGAGAAUGGGAAACUAUAGCCCGCUUUCCAUUCUUGUUGCCGAUUCCCUUUGCCUAACUUUUAAAUCAGAUGGUGCAACAGUGGCUGAACUGGGUGCUUAUUUGGGACUUACACAAGAUCGUGUGGAGAUCGGCAUUAACGGAAUGCCAAGGGAGGUGUACUGCACGUCACUUGAGUUUUCCCAUGGGGAUGAAUACGGUGAAAACGAACAGCAGCGGAAAGAUGGAGCAGAAAAGGAAUGGGAAGGUACGAGCGGCAUCCGGAAAGAGACGCAAGACACCGAUGAGGGUGGGGGGAUGCGUUACUAUAUAAAUUAUGCGACGUUUCUCCCAUUCGCAUACGCCCAUGGUUCCCACAUGUUGCUAGCUCUCUGCCAGCUACCACUGCCGAAACGCGUGGAAGGUACUGUAAAUAGCGGUGAGCUCAGUAACAUAAGCAUAUCGCCUAAUCUCCGCCGUGUGGAUUGCCGAAGUGGACUGUGUUGUGUAAAUUGCCGGUAUUGGAUGGGACUUUGGGACCUUCGCUCAACGAUAGUUAAAUGCCCAUUGUGUCAAGCAGACAUACUCGAUGGUAUUCUUCGUGAUAUCAGGUCUCGUUACAACAACAAACUUGCUGAUGGUCGGCAGCUGCUGGUUUUUGGUCCCGUGCAACAGCGGCAACCGUGCCCGCAGCAGCGUUCAGGUGAGUCCGCCGAAAACACGAAGGGAAACGCACCGAAAGUGGGUAGUGAUGAUACUACAAAUUAUCCACUCGCACGUGAUCCGUUUCUAGUCCAGCAGGCUCUCUUCUUCAAGUUUCUUUACUUGCAUCCAUUUGUUUGCGUUAAUGUUGGUUCUUUCGCUGUGGAUGCUGACGAGGUGAUGACUAGGGAAGAGUAUGCGCAUCGUUCAAAGCACAAGGCAACCGUGCUUGACCAAUUCCGUUUGGUUCACCGGAAUCCGUCGGCCAUCCGUGUACAUUUGGUUGAUCAAGUGAAGGUAGACGAGGAAAAAUACGCACAGGCUGCAAAAAGGCUGGCGAAACGUGUUCAACUUCCUCCGUGGUUGCAAUCUGCCGACUUGUCCUCCAGUGCCACCGUUCUCAAGUCACUUUUGGCGCUGCGGCGUACUGAGGAAAGGACAGGUGGUUCUAAAAGGACUAGAAGGGAUCGGGACGUCACUUCCAUCGCUUCAUACGUUGCAAGGGAGUUUUUCGAUGAUGACUUCGUGGAAAUCCCGCUCCGCAGGGAAUUCUCUAUCUGA